AUGUUAAUCAAGCGCCCGGCAAAGUCACUAAGCCAACCAAGUGGUCGUGUAGCAUCACCGGAUUCCGAUGAAACUUUUGUCAAGGCUCCAAGGAGGGUUCCUUUCUUCGAUGGCUAUGUUCUCCGGGAUUUGCAACUUUCACACGAUAUGGGAGUUGCCGUGCUGGAAAAUGGAGAUUUAGUGCAAUGGGGCAAAGGUUAUACUCCUGAAUGUAGGAUACCAGUCGUCACAUUCGAGGGUAAAGAUAUCGUCAAGGCCGGCUUAUCGGAGGAUCGCAUUGUCGCUUUAUCGUCAUCAGGGAAGGUUUAUUCCAUUCCAUUUUCAAAGGAGGAGCAACAAUUAUUUGCAAAGCCUACUGAGUCGAGCGGGCUACCUUUUUGGAAGUCUACCUCAGAGUCCAAGACAUCAUAUCGGGAUUUGACACCCGCAAAGGAAAAAAUUGUGGAUAUAGCCGUCGGUCAUGAACACACGGUUAUGCUAACGUCUCGUGGGAAAGUCUUCACUGCCGCUUGUGCUAGCUAUAACUUUCCUUCAAAGGGUCAAUUAGGGAUUCCUGGGAUGUCCUGGGAAUCUAAGCCAAAGCCAUAUGAUACCCCACAAGAAGUAAAAGACUUGGAUAAAUUUCAGAUAACACAGAUUGCGGCGGGGAACUACCACAGUGUGGCUGCCGAUAAAGAGGGGAAGAUUUUUGUCUGGGGUGAUAACACCAAAGGACAACUUGGCCUUGAUUUCACUGAAGAUUCUAUCCCCAAACCUAAGUUAAUUCCGCGAAGAGCAUUCUACAAAGGUGACGGGAUCAAAACAAAGCUCCAACAGAUAUUUGCGGGGGGGUAUAACACAUACUUCACCAUGGAGACUCAUACGCCGAAUGAGGAUUUCAACAAGCCAGCAGCCCAAACCUAUGAUGUAUUUGCCUGUGGUCAUGGCUUACAUGGCUCUUUGGGUACAGGGUUUUAUGCGCACGCUCAGGCAGCUCCUCAGAAGGUCAAAUCAAUUAGUGGUCUUACCGAAUAUAGCGAGAAGAAGGCAGGGCUUGUGCCGAUUAAUACAUCUUACCUAACAGUGGGAGGAUCGCAUACCGCUGUAGUCAUGUCGAAUCAGCAAAACACAAGAGCUAGCGAUGCUGAAUUUGGAAAUGAUAUCUUGUUCUUUGGCGGAAAUGAGUUUUACCAGCUUGGCAACGGAAAGAGGGCGAAUCAGAAUGUCCCAGCAUAUAUCUCUCCAAUUGAUUCCGGUAGCGGGAAAAGGUCUGAUGAAAGGUUUCAGGUAAUCCCGGGGAAGAAGAUCAAAUUCCUUGACCAGAAUUCGAAGAGCCGGUCGGUCAAGAUCGAGCAAAGAGUCGUAGCUGGACGGGGAUUGACAGGCUGUUAUGCGAAGACAGCUUAA
Messenger RNA from Orbilia oligospora ATCC 24927, 1386 nucleotides. RefSeq lists its product as uncharacterized. Bases 1 to 1386 code for a protein of 461 amino acids. Gene Ontology annotation, biological process: mitochondrial respiratory chain complex III assembly. The transcript has 4 exons. Lineage: Eukaryota; Fungi; Ascomycota; Orbiliomycetes; Orbiliales; Orbiliaceae. Gene Ontology annotation, cellular component: mitochondrial inner membrane. The record is from RefSeq and is a predicted model, not a curated record.